Molecule: messenger RNA, 1596 nt
Organism: Moesziomyces aphidis
Lineage: Eukaryota; Fungi; Basidiomycota; Ustilaginomycetes; Ustilaginales; Ustilaginaceae
Source: the annotation of a GenBank genome assembly
AUGGCCCGAUACCGCACUGCCGUCGCUGGAACCAACAUGGGUCAUUUUGGCGCUCAGGACGGUAUCACGUGGCUGCCUGCCAACCAAGAGGCUUGGACCGACUACGGCCACCGUGCUGUUCACUUUACCUCGCGCGUCGCCCAGCAGGCUGUCCGUAUCUUCUACGAUGCCCAGCCUCACCGCGUCUCUUCUCCUAACUCUUCCGUUGCCCCGAUCGACGCCAAGAAGCAAGUCUUCUACACCUACUUCAAAGGCUGCAGCACGGGCGGACGGGCUGCCAUGGCCGCGGCUCAGAAGUACCCCAAGGACUUUGAUGGCAUCAUUGCAGGCAGCCCCGCCUUCGACUUCAACAACCUCAAGGCCUACCAGAUCCACGUCAAUUCGUUCCUCGCCAACAACAAGAGCGAGGGCUACAUCCCAACCGAUGCGUAUCCCCUCAUCAGCACCGCCGUGCUGAAGGCGUGCGACAGCGCGGACGGCGUGGAAGACAAAAUCGUCUCCAAAGCUGAUACGUGCAAGCCCGACUUUGCUACCCUGAUCGGAUGUUCCAAGCUUGGCGUUAAGCCCUACGAUGAUGCUGACAAAAUGCCGGCGCCUGCUGAUGCCGCCGCCGGCCAGGAACAAAAGGCUCCUGCUGCUAACAGCAAGGAUUCGAAGCCGGCCGAAGCUCCGGCCAAGGAGGAACCCAUUAAGCUUCUUGCACGCAGAGACCCUGCUAGCACGGAUCCAGUAGCUGGCCCUGAGCUGGAGCCAACGAAGAAGGACGACGCCAAGGGCAAGGACAAGGAGGACAAGGACGCCGAAAAGGAUCCUGCUCCCAAGUGCCUUACCGAUCCUCAGCUCGAAACUCUGGCGAGCAUUUUCAGGCCGUACACGAUCGACAACGAGCUGAUCAGCGAAGGAGUGCUUCCAUCCAGUGUGUAUGGAUGGCAGUACAUUAACGCCGUCACGGGCAAGUUUGGCUCGUCUCCCGUCAGCUGGUUCCAGCUCGAAGUUCUGGGCGAGAAGGAUGCGAAAGCCAAGUUCAACGCCACCGAAAAGGUGACUCCCGAGGUGAUAAAACAAGGCCAGCAGCUCAACCCUGGCGGAACGAUCACUUUCGACUCUGAUCUCAACGAGUUCUUCAACGCCGGUGGAAAGUUAUUGCACUACCACGGCUUGGACGACUCGCUGGUUCCGCCCAUGGCCUCGCGUCGCUACUACGACCAGGUGCUGGAGAAGGUGGGCGACAAGGCCAGGUCGGCCUACAAGCUCUAUCUGAUCCCCGGUAUGCUGCACUGCCGAGGAGGUAAUGGCUGCUUCAACUUUGGUGGCACGGGACAGGAAGGGGCUGGUAAUCGACCGCUUCGAUACGAUGCGACGCAUGACAUGUUCCUCGCGCUCACCGAGUGGGUCGAAAAGGGCGUGGCGCCCAACGUGCUCUUUGGUGCUGCAUACAAGACCAAGGAGGGUACCGCUCCGCAAAAGUUCUCCGAUGACACUCCGUUCAGCAACAGUGUCCGUCUGACGCGUCCGCUCUGUCCCUGGCCCACCGCCGCCCGUCUCAAGGGCAAGGGCGGUGACACCAACGACGCAGGUGCCUUUGAAUGUGCUUAA